AUGAUUAUCUCGAUAAUUCGCCUACGAGAUACUACAAAUGUGAACUCCCAAUUCCUUGAUGGACUUCAUAGAGACCAAAAGUCUCUCAAAAUAACCCAUAAAUUUCCCUUAAGACAACCAUUAAAACCACUUAUAAAACGACUCAAACCUCCUCCAAAGCCCGGAAAACCUACCGAUUCUUGGAGUUUUAGGGGCUGUUUUAAAAGGGUUUUGGUUAUGGAAAAUGACAGCUUCAAUGGAGGAGGAGAUGGAGGUGUUGAGCUGCAAAAAAUGAUGGAGAAGUAG
Molecule: messenger RNA, 285 nt
Organism: Dovyalis caffra
Lineage: Eukaryota; Viridiplantae; Streptophyta; Magnoliopsida; Malpighiales; Salicaceae
Source: the annotation of a GenBank genome assembly